Molecule: messenger RNA, 1699 nt
Organism: Solea senegalensis (Senegalese sole)
Lineage: Eukaryota; Metazoa; Chordata; Actinopteri; Pleuronectiformes; Soleidae
Product: cilia- and flagella-associated protein 251-like
Exons: 9
Coding region: 185-1438 (417 amino acids)
Source: RefSeq, a predicted model, not a curated record
ACAUCCGGAAGCUCCGCGCUGUGUGUUUUGUCCGUGUGUUUUUUUACUCUAGUAUAAGUUGUUUUAAACUGUAUAUGUUGAAUUUAAGACACAGAUAAAAAACAUACUAUAUUAAUGACUCGUGUUUGUUUUACAGGUUACGACGUGAACUCUGCAUUUCAGGAAAGAAAGAAAGAAAGAAAACAUGGACUCUGAGUAUAUAAAGAAACACCUUGGAGAAUGUCUGGCAGAAGGACUGGCUCAAGUGUCCGAGCAGCGACCUGCGAAGCCCAUCUUAUAUUUGGCUCACUGGCUCUACAAGUACAACUCCAACGUUCAACAUCAGGCGGAGAAAAAGGCCCAUCUCCUGGAGAAGGAGCAGGCGAAAGCCAGAGAACAGGCUCUGCACAAGGAGAAGCUGAGCGGGGAGGAGCCAAAGAUCAGUGAGGCCUUGGAGAAGUCAAAAAAAGAGCAUACAGGGGUUGAUGUUCUGGAGCCAGCGACAGAAGCUGUUAAUGACAUCACGCCUGUGACAGAGGAGAAACCAAACACACCUCAUCCUGAAAACCAGCAGGGCACAGAUGAACUCCAAAGUCAAGCUCAGGAAAAAAACACAGAACAGGUCACAAAUGAUGUAAGCAGGUCAGGAUCACCUGAGGGAAAACCAGCAGAGGAGGCUAGCAAUACUUUCUCCGAGACCAUCAGCAGUGAGUCUGAGGAAGUGGGUGUUGGAAAAAAUCAAGAGAAGUCAAGGAGCGAUCACGCUGAGGAGAAAAGUGAGGAGGAGCCAAGCGACAUAAGUCAAGAAGAGAAGAAUGACCAAGAUGAGGUUAAGGUGGUUGAUCAAGCUGAACCUGCCGAGGCUGACGCCACAGGCAAAGAAGAGGCUGGUGAUUUAAAAACAGACAUCACAGAGGAACCUGACAACAAACAAAACAACGAAUCUCAAGACUCAGAGAAGGUGGUUGGUCAAGCCGCAACUGAUGAACCUGAGCACCCUGACCCACACGCUGCACUUAACAGCCAAGACGCUGAUGAUUUAAAAACAGACAUCUCAGAAGAACCAGGCGACAAACAAAGAAAUGAAUCUCAAGACGCAGAGAAGGUCAAUGAAGACAAAGAUGAUAAACCCGCAGAUUCUAUACUGGUAGAGUCGACCACAGACCCGAGAAAUGAAGAUCUCAAAGGAGAGGAAACAUCUUCUCCUGAAGAACAAACAACAGAAACGGCACUGGAGACACAGAACUCAAGUUCUCAUGCUCCUCAGGAAAAGGCAGAAGCAGACGGGCAACACACAGAUGAGUCCAUGAGUGAUGCAACAGCAGAGGGGGCGAUAAUAAUGACUGAAAGACCAUUGACUUCGCAUGGGGAACAGGAAAGGCCUUCUGACAAAGAUGACUCCAUUGAGGAGGUUGACACUUUAAUGAAGCCGGAGGAAUUAAAAGAAGCUGAAGACUGAUCCAUCUUCAAUUACACAGUUUAUACUAGGUUGAAAUAAAUACAUUUGAAUUCAAACCAAUGUGUCCCGGAGAGCCCGGAGAACCCACAGAACCAGACAUGGGAGAACACAGGGCGUCCCUCAGUUGAACAGAGAUUUGAAUCCCUGACCGUCUUGUCGUGAGGCAACAAUGCUAGCCACUGUGCAGCUGUGUGAUAGGAAUGAAAUGAAUAUAAAAUGUUAUCUCUGACUAAUAAAAUGCAGUUCAUGUCAGUAAUCUAA